Molecule: messenger RNA, 1250 nt
Organism: Drosophila innubila
Lineage: Eukaryota; Metazoa; Arthropoda; Insecta; Diptera; Drosophilidae
Gene: Galt
Product: probable galactose-1-phosphate uridylyltransferase
Exons: 3
Coding region: 1-1053 (350 amino acids)
Biological process (GO): beta-D-galactose catabolic process via UDP-galactose, Leloir pathway
Cellular component (GO): cytoplasm
Molecular function (GO): UDP-glucose:hexose-1-phosphate uridylyltransferase activity; zinc ion binding
Source: RefSeq, a predicted model, not a curated record
AUGCAGUUUGUGGCCACAGAACAUCAACAUCGACGUCUGAAUCCAUUGACGGGACAGUGGGUGCUUGUGAGUCCGCAUCGCAUGCAACGUCCCUGGUCUGGUCAACAGGAGAAGGCGCAACUUAACGAACAGCCGGUAUUCGAUCCAACGAAUCCCCUUUGUCCGGGUGUUAAGCGACCAAAUGGAAAUGUAACGGAACGCUAUGAGAGCACCUAUGUCUUUGAUAAUGAUUUCCCGGCACUACUGGAACAAGUGCCAGCACCGCCUUCCAGCGAUGAUCCACUUUUCCAGGCAGCCGCCGCACGUGGCAAUUGUCGUGUUAUGUGCUUCCAUCCCAAAUCCAAUUUGACCUUGCCAACCAUGAGUACAACAGAGAUUGGCGCUGUUAUCGAUGAAUGGAUCAAGCAAUUCAAUGAGCUGAGCGUCAAGUAUGCCUGGGUGCAGAUAUUUGAGAACAAAGGAGCUAGCAUGGGCUGCUCGAAUCCGCAUCCACAUUGCCAGAUCUGGUCAUGUUCCUUUCUGCCCACAGAGCCACAACUGAAACAGGAGCGUCUGCGGGCUUAUUACGCCACCCACGAGCGUCCAUUGUUAAGUGAUUAUGUAGAUCGUGAAUUGCAGCGCAAGGAACGCAUUGUUAUUGAUAAUCCUGACUGGUUGGUUGUGGUCCCCUUCUGGGCAAUUUGGCCAUUUGAAACGAUGCUCAUAUCGCGCAACAAUAACAAACGCAUCAAUGACUUGACCCAGUUACAGCGUCAGAACUUGGCCAAAACCAUCAAGGAGCUGACAAUCAAAUACGACAAUCUCUUUCAAUGCUCAUGCCCCUAUUCAAUGGGUUGGCAUGGUGCGCCAACAGGACCAGAGCAUGCGCAUGCCUCAAGCGCCCAUUGGACACUGCACGCCGUAUAUUAUCCGCCACUUUUGCGCUCGGCCACAGUGCGCAAAUUCAUGGUCGGCUUUGAGCUGCUGGCAAUGGCACAGCGGGAUUUGACGCCAGAGCAGGCGGCGCAGAGACUGCGAGAAGUCAGCGGAACGCAUCACUAUCUGGACAAGUGAAUCCACAACAAGAAUUUAUAAUAUAGAGAAAAUCCGUACAAAUGGAACUACAUAUAAAAAUUGUUACAACAAAUGAUGAAAACUCUUAUCAACAUGCAAAUCAGAUUAACGGGCAAGAUUGGUUUGUCAAUAUAUAAAGUAAGCUGAUGUGUGUAAAUGCGCUUUUAAAUAUACAUAUGAUACUAACGAGAAAAAAA